UGACUUCAUUUUAUCGUUGGUGUGACGUAAGACUUUACUAGACUAUUUUAACAUUCGCAAUCUCUAAACGUGUUUCAGUAGUAAAGAAACGCUGCAAAUGCAAAGAUUAACGCGUUUAACUUUUUAAAUAAACGACAUUAAAUAUUUUUUCACACAUUUAAAAUAGUAACGAGUAACAAAAAUAUUAAUAAUUCUAUAAAAAAAGGAACAUCAUAAAAAACGGUUUAAAAAAAGUGAAUCAUGAUUACGAUGUACUUAUUGCUAUUGACCUUCAUUGUUGGAGCGAUAGGUCUUCUAUUAUUUACCUAUCGUUAUAGAAAUUAUUGGAAAAGACAAGGAGUAAUUCCUCAUAUCAAACCUGUACCCUUAUUCGGAAAUACAUUAGAUGUGAUGUUUAAGCGAUCUCUAUCAGGACCUGAGUUUAUCAAUAAAAUAUACCAACUAUUUCAAAAAGCUAAAUACACCGGUAUAAUGAUGUUUCACACGCCAUUAAUUGUCCUACAAGAUCCAGAAUUAAUAAAAGAAAUUUGCAUUAAAGACUUUGACUAUUUUCCUGAUCAUAAUAGUUUUUUUACAGAAGAUGCAGAUCCUUUGUUUGGAAAGAAUUUAUUUGUUUUACGAGGAAACAGAUGGAAAGGAAUGCGAAAUACAUUAUCGCCAACGUUUACUGCAAGUAAAAUGAAAUUUAUGUUUACAUUAAUCUCAAAAUCAAGUCAAAAUUUUGUUGAUUAUUUUUUGAAUAAGGAAGACGAAACAUUUUGUAUCGAGAUGAAAGAUAUUUUUACACGCUACACGAAUGAUGUAAUAGCAACAGCUGCUUUUGGAAUCACUGUUAACUCAUUAAAGGAUCGAGAUAAUGAAUUUUAUCUGCAUGGAAAGGAUGCAACAAAUUUUAAUAGUUUUUCUCGUGGAUUAAAAUUUAUCGCCUUACGUUACUGUGCACCAAUUACGAAAUUAUUUGGAGCCACAGUAAUGUCACGUUCGGCUACUCAUUUUUUUCAGAAUCUUAUUCAAGAAACUGUGAAAAUAAGAAAUGAGAAAAAUAUUAUCCGACCAGAUAUGAUACAUUUAUUAUUGGAAGCUAGCCGAAAUGAAAAAGGUGUUGAAGUGACAAUUGAUGAUAUUAUUGGGCAUUCAAUUAUAUUUUUCCUUGCUGGUUUCGCUACAUCUGCAUUAGUAAUGGGAUUUGCGGCACAUGAACUUGUCGUAAAUCCUGAGAUACAGGAAAAGCUGCGCAAGGAAGUGGACCAUUUUACAAAAGAAGAAGGUGGAGAAAUUUCAUACGACACGAUUUCCAAGAUGAAAUACUUGGAUAUGGUAAUUUCUGAAACACUUCGAAAAUAUCCUCCAAAUGCAAUGAUGGAUAGGUUAUGCGUGAAGAAAUAUACUUUACCAAAAGCUACGCCAGAUAGUAAAGAAUAUGUGAUUGAACCAGGUUCUAUGAUAUGGUUACCUAUAUAUGGUUUACAUCAUGAUGAAAAAUAUUUCCCAGAUCCGGAAAAAUUUGAUCCUGAGAGAUUUAGUGAUGAGAAUAAGGAUAAAAUUAAUCCUUAUGCCUAUAUUCCGUUUGGAUUGGGACCAAGAAAAUGUAUAGGCAACAGAUUUGCUUUAAUGGAGAUAAAAGUACUGUUUGUUCAUUUGUUGCAGAAUUUUAUUUUAAUACGCGAUGAAAGAACAAAACAUCCCUUAGAAUUUGAGAAAGGUUUUGUUGUUGGUGCCGAUGGUGAAUUAUGGAUUAAAAUGAAGAAGAGGAACAACGAUAAUAAAAAGUUGAUGUGAUUUUAUUUAAUAUGUGAUGAAAUUUCUAUUUCAAAUUAAAAAUCUAGUUAAAUCUGUUUUUUUGUUAUUUAGCGAAAGUGUGUUUAAUUUUUGUUACCUAUUUGAUACUUAACUACUAUUUCGGCACUGAAAAAUUAUUUGGUUCGAUUAAAUAUUAAUUUGAUAUAUUCAUGUAAAUAUUUGAAUCAAAUUAAUUUUUUUUCAGUGUAUUUUGAAACAGAAGCAUUUUUACUUUUUCUACAGAAAUGCUUUAAAAUGAAAAUUUAUAAGAGAUUGCACAACCUUUUUUUGAGUUACAGAUUUUCGGGAAGUUUAAGGACUAAUAGAGCUAAUUAAAUUAAUGAUUAAUUUAAAUGUUUUUAAAAAAUUUCGUAUGUUAUUUACUACAACCUUGCAUUUAAUUGACAUAAUUGUAGCAGUUCUACUUUAACAUUUUGCUAUAGUAGUCGCAACGCAAUAUGGCGUCGCAAUAUUUUUAUUGUUCUUGACAUUCAUAUACUUGUCGCGGUCGGUGUUGUAUUAUUCGUUCUCAAAAAAAUUAAUCCUAUACAUUGAAUCAUAAAUUUCAUAAAAAUAAAAUUUACAAUAAACUAUUGUCAUAAAUA
Messenger RNA from Leptopilina boulardi, 2384 nucleotides. RefSeq names its product cytochrome P450 9e2-like. The coding region runs from base 241 to 1779 and encodes 512 amino acids. The record is from RefSeq and is a predicted model, not a curated record. The transcript has a single exon. Gene Ontology annotation, molecular function: iron ion binding; heme binding; monooxygenase activity. Lineage: Eukaryota; Metazoa; Arthropoda; Insecta; Hymenoptera; Figitidae.